AUGUCACGAGGACCCUAUAAACAAUAUGAGUAUGAUCCAACUGUUUCUGUACCGAAAACUACGUCAUAUAACAAAAGAAAACGUAGCUGCAAGGAGGAUGUAGCGACUGAAAAUGGUUCAACAUGUGACAAUAUUGGUCGUACAAAUAUGGUAGGCACAAUUAUUUUUUUAAUACAAUAGUGUGCUAUAAAGUAUCAUAACAUUUACAUUGGAUUAAGCAUUGAAAAACUAUAAAAUGCCCAUGUCAAUAUUUUAUAAAUGGCAUGCCUAUACUCGUAACAAAUUCGCUUUGUAUCAAUGUGGCUUCAAUGAUUUCAAAUUCAAUUGAGCUGUUUAUUAACCUGUGCACAAAUAGCAUUCUGUUGUAUGCAAGUGGCUUUUUUAGCAAACCUGCUUAAUACUUAAAGAGACCAUUAAAAUGCUAAACAAAUUAUAUUUAUAUUUAAGUGCAAAAAUUCUUGUCUAAAAUUGGCAUGAUGACUCUCAAGAAAAAAUUUAGGCGAUAACCCAGGGUGCAAUGGGAUAGCAUGUGGCUAUAUAUUGAGAAUUAUAUAAUAAUGUUAAGAAUUCAAGCGCUUUCAUUGGUUGAGAGCCAUGAUCUUUUUAUAGAGGACAUGAGACACACAGAAUUACAUCACCCAAACUUAUUUGUCCUGUGCACAACACAGCACAUGACUUAAGGUAGCCAAUAGCAUUCCCUUAUUGGUAUAGAUCAUGUACCAGGUGAUCUCAUGUUCGUAUUUCAGCCAAUCAGCGCUCAGAAAGGGUUGUCCGAAUAGAAAUCCAUUUUGAUGUAUUCAGUCAAUUAUAUCUUUCGUUAUUCUUUAUGAAACUAGUUGAAAUUUUGUAAUUAUGUUUGGUUAGGUGAACUAUAUAGCUCUGACAAAAAUAUGGAAUCGAAAUAAAGUAUACUACAGGAGAUAUUCAGUUGUUUUAAUCAUAAAAUGGAUUUCUAUUUGACAACUAGUGCCAGUACUUUUCCGCGUAUCAAGAUCACCUGGUAGGCAUGAUAUUUGUAAAAUUUCAACUUUUUUCGAAUUUCUAAAUGUUUGGGAUGAUAAAAAAGUAAGCUAUUAACCUGUUUAAUUCGGGGGUUUUCUUUCUAUUACGGUAUAUAAAACAAAUAGAUAAGAUCUUGCCAUUGUCUGUUCAGUAUCUAUAUAAAUACACAGUAAUACAGUAUGACAUCAUAAUGUGGGAAGAACAAAAAGUGAUCCACUUGCCUCGGCGGCUUGUGCCCACAUUUUUGUUCUGCUCACAUUAUGACGUCAUUCUGUGUAUCUAUAACUGAACAGACAACGACAAAAUCUUAUCUAUUUCUUGAAUGAAAUGUGCUUAUUAAAUUUCUUGGUAGCUUUCACACUAGCAUUUUUCUAAUAAAGUUUCAACAUUCCUAUUUUAUCAUUCUUAGUUGCUUAAAUUAUUUGUCUAAAAUAUAUUGUAGAGGUUUUGUGAAAGAGCUUUGUUGAAUGAUAUUGAAAAUGAAGAGAAUUUUGAAGUUGCAGGUUUUCAGGUAACUGUUUGUUAGCUUAUGUAUAGCUAGCCUUGUUAUUUCACUCUGUCUUAAUACACCAGAUGAUUUGGCUUGUCAAAGGGUCACCCUCAAUGGCUUUAAUUAUACAUAUUUUUAAUUUCACUAAAUUCAGCAUUUUGUGGUAACCUUGUCUGAUUAUCUUUUUGGUAUAGAUUGAAAAUGUAAAUGAAGAUCAACUGGUUGAUGAGGUUGAAAGUGAAGAUGAGACCAUUGAUGCUGGAAUGGAUGACAUUAGAGAGGAAAGGGGUAGUUGGAAUGAACAGGUAAUUUUUACCGGAGAUGAAAUGGCCGUAUACACUCAGCCAGUGAUUGCUGAGAAAUAUAUGUAUAUGUUUAAUACAUAGAAAACAUCUCACAGUUAUAAUCUAACUUGUUAUCACCCUACUUGGUUGAUAUAAUAUUAACUAUAGCUGCCGCUAUUGUUUCUAUUGGGUGUUCACUUAUUUUUAAUAUUUUUUGUUCCCAUUGGGAAAUAGGGCCAUCAUUAGGAUCAUGUGUUUGAUCACUACACACAUUUUGUGUUAACCCCUCCCCCAUCUCUCUUUUACAAUAAUACUCCUACCACAAUACCUUUAAACCUAUUCAGGGUAUAAGGGUACUUACUGUAAAGAGAGGUAAAACAAUGUCACUUGCUUAUGAUACUACAGUAAGUUUUUGUUUAUCAAUUUUGCAAAGUAGAUGAUUUUAAUUGCCUUUUUACUUCACCGAAAAACACUGUCUUCUAUACCUAUUGUAGCCCUGACAUUCUGACAACUCUUUUGUGUAUAUAUGCAUUUUGAAAAAUAAGCUUGGCAUCUACUAUUGAAAUGUUUUUAUUAACACACAUUAACCUUUUUUCAGAUUUCAGAAGAUGGAAACGAUCCAUUUUAUCCUGGCUCGAGUGUUACUAAAGCUCAAAGUCUUCUUCUAAUUUUAUGUUUUGUGCUGAGGCACAAACUUACCGAUGUGGCCUUAGGAGAUCUUUUGCUGCUGUUAAAUACGUUAUUUCCAAACAGUGUUCCACCUACUAAGCAUCGGUUCUAUAAAUCCUUCCAGCUGGACCAGUCAGAGGUAUGUAUUUUAAACCUAUAAAUGAACUUACAGUCUUACAUUGUCCCUUAAUGCACUCAGUGUCUUGUACUUGAUGUGUUGAAUUAUGUUUUAAACAUUUUGAGGCAAGUAUUACAGGUUCAUCUUCAAAUCAAUGUUUUACAUGGUAAUUACUUUUAUAAUUUGGUUCUUUUGAGUAGCACCACCUUGUGUGUGCAUGUGCUAAAAUCUGGCUCUGUCCUUUAUGCAUUAAAAGGUUCAAGAAGACAAGAACGCAUUUCGUUCUUACCGACUUUACAGAAAAAGAAUAUAAUUUUUAUUUAGUGUCAUGUGAUUGAGUUUAAUUAGUGUCAUGUUUUGAGAAUUAAGAUUGAGUUUCGAGGGAUGACAGUGAACAAUUACGUAAUGACGAUUUUCCGGUUUUUGUUAAAGCUAAACAAAAAAAAAACCAGUUUGAAAAUAAAACCGGUAAACUGCCCAAGCCUAUCAUCCUAUUUUUCGUUUAACUGAUCCAACUUUUUCUUUAUAAUUCUAGAAGCAUUUCUAUUGUUCCACAUGCUCAUCAUAUUUGGGUAAGGACACAGCCAUCACAAUCUGCAAGGCAUGUAAUAGUCCAUUCAAUGAAGUUGAUGGUGUAAAGAGAGGGGAUUAUUUUGUCUACAUUCCCCUGCAGAAGCAGAUUGAAACGAUUCUUAGCAAUGCCAAAUUACACCAACACUUAAGCAAUAGAAAUUUAGAACUUAGUUUUAAUUCAUCAGUUGUAUCAGAUGUAACUACCUCAGCUUUGUACAAGGAACUUAUUACUGAACAUAAUCUAAGUUCGAAUGACAUAUCCUUAACCUGGAAUACAGAUGGUAUCCCUGUGUUUAAUUCCUCUAAUUUUUCUAUUUGGCCUUUACAAGCUUCUGUAAAUGAGCUCCCUUCACAUCUUCGAAACAAAAACAUCUUGCUACUUGGUCUAUGGUUUGGUAAGAAACCAAACAUGAAUGUCUUCUUGGUACCAUUUGCUGAAGAGUGUACAAGGUUAGAAACUGAGGGUUUUCUCUUUGGCAAUGAGAUUCAGCCAAGAAGGGUAUUUGCUUUACUUUUGUGUGCUGAUUCACCUGCUCGAGCUAUUGUUCGAAAUGUGAAGCAGUUUAACGGUGAACAUGGCUGUGAUUGGUGUGAGUUUGAAGGAGUACCUGUGCCUAAUAACAAUGGUCCACCAGUUCGUUAUUAUCCUCAUAGAAUGCCAGUGGUGAUGCGAAGUGCUCGAAAGCAAGCAGCUUAUGCACUACAGGCUACAGCUGCCAAGCCUGUUAAGGGAGUAAAAGGUAUAUCAGUUGCUGAUUUGUUACCUUCUUUUGAUACUGUCAGGGGGACAGUUACUGAUUAUAUGCAUUCUGUUUGUCAAGGGGUCAUGCGGCAAAUGGUAGAUUUAUGGUUUGACACCAGAAACCAUGGGGAAAGUUACUAUAUUGGCCGAAAGGUCAAGUUAGUUGAUGAGCGACUGCAGCUCGUUAGUCCUCCAAGUGAAAUACAUAGAAGUCCUCGUAGUAUUUCUCAACGACACUUCUGGAAAGCGUCUGAGUGGAGGGCUUUUAUCUUGUACAGUCUUACUGUACUCCAUGGCAUUCUUCCAAGCCGUUUCCUGAGUCAUUAUUUUCUUUUUGUGUAUGGUAUUUACACUCUGUUAGGUGACUCCAUCUCCACUUCUUCAAUUUGCCUCUCUGAGCUUUGUUUGACAAAGUUUGUAAUAAAGCUGGAGGAAUUGUAUGGUUUGUCAAGCUGCAAAUUUAAUGCUCAUUGUCUGACACACUUAGCACAUUGUGUCAAGGACUGUGGGCCAUUGUGGGCAACAUCUGCCUUUACCUUUGAGUCACAUAAUCAUGUGCUUAUCAAUCUAUUUAAUGGGACACAAAGUGUUCCACAGCAAAUAGUAGACACCUUUUUGCUGAAAAAUAAGGUUGCAUCACUAACACAAAGUUGUGUUGAUGCUGAUUCUUCAUCUUGUGUGAAGGAAGUACUUUCCAAGCUUACUGAUAAUGCUAGGUUUGUGCAUAGUAAUUCUGGUGCUGAAGUAACUGCCCUGGGUUGUGGAACAUUGGUCACUUUGGAUGCACGUAUGAUAGUUGCUUUGGAAGAUCUUCUUGGUCAGACAUUGAACACUCGAUGUGGGAAGAUGUACGACAGGUUUCUGUGCAAUCAUCAGUUGUAUUCUUCUGUCUCUUACACUCGAUCCAAACAACACACAAACCACCAUGUAUCAAUUCAGCAUCCAACUUUCAAAUAUGGCUCCAUUUUAGGUCUUCUUGUCUUUAAGCCAUUGUGUCGUUGCACCAUAGAAAUAUCUCAAUAUUGUAACUGCACUCUGUACAAUGUAGUAUUAUUGAAACCAAUGCAUGCUAAUGCGAAAAUGUUAUUUAGAGAUGUAGAUUUUAAAGUCACUAGCUAUUUUAUUGUAGAAGUCAAAGAAACUGAUAAUACUAUUGCAAUGUAUCCAUCUAAGAUUGAGCGCAAGUGUAUAUGUCUACGCUUGGAGGACAAAACAUACUUUUGUCCACUGCCUUACAGAAUUAAUGAUGAUUAG
Molecule: messenger RNA, 5132 nt
Organism: Paramuricea clavata
Lineage: Eukaryota; Metazoa; Cnidaria; Anthozoa; Malacalcyonacea; Plexauridae
Source: the annotation of a GenBank genome assembly